Colletotrichum acutatum is the source of this 675-nucleotide messenger RNA. RefSeq lists its product as uncharacterized. Gene Ontology annotation, molecular function: arylformamidase activity. The record is from RefSeq and is a predicted model, not a curated record. The annotation marks the transcript as partial. NCBI's taxonomy places the organism in Eukaryota, Fungi, Ascomycota, Sordariomycetes, Glomerellales, Glomerellaceae. The transcript is spliced from 4 exons.
CAACAGUUUGCGCAUCUACCUUCCGGGACAUUUUAUAACAAUACAAAGGGACAAAACAUCGAGGGACCGGCCAGUAAUCUGAAAUGCUCAAUUCACCACUGGGCUGAGCGUGGCAUCGCUGGCCGCGGCGUGCUUCUGGAUUUCUGCUCUUAUGCCCACGCCAAGGGUCUUGAUUUUGAUCCAUACGACACUUGCAGCAUAUGUUAUCAAGACUUGCUCGAAUGUGGCCGAGCGCAGGGCAUAGACAUCCGGCCUAAGGCGCAAGGAGGCGACAUUGAGAUUGGCGACAUCCUCUUUAUCCGGAGUGGGUGGGUCGAGGCUUAUCACAGUAAAAGUCCAACCGAACGCGCCCAUCUAGGGCUCAGGGGUCACAAAGAAAUCAAGUUUGGAGGCGUGGCUCAAGAGGAGUCUAUACUUGACUGGCUGCAUGACUGCUACUUUGCUGCUGUUGCCGGGGACUCGCCCACGUUUGAAGCCUGGCCAACCAAGGCUGAAUACCACCUUCACGAGUAUAUCCUAUCUCUAUGGGGAAUGCCUUUGGGUGAGAUGCUCAACCUAGAAUCAUUGGCUCGUCGAUGUCGCGAAACGAACCGGUGGACAUUCUUCUUCACCAGCGCACCGGCAAAUUGUCCACGGGGGGUUAGCAGCCAUGUUAAUGGCAUUGCAAUUUUGUAG